This is a messenger RNA of Xenia sp. Carnegie-2017, 1104 nucleotides long. RefSeq lists its product as uncharacterized. The transcript is spliced from 4 exons. The record is from RefSeq and is a predicted model, not a curated record. Gene Ontology annotation, molecular function: DNA-binding transcription factor activity, RNA polymerase II-specific; RNA polymerase II cis-regulatory region sequence-specific DNA binding. Gene Ontology annotation, biological process: regulation of transcription by RNA polymerase II. The coding region runs from base 17 to 841 and encodes 274 amino acids. Lineage: Eukaryota; Metazoa; Cnidaria; Anthozoa; Malacalcyonacea; Xeniidae. Gene Ontology annotation, cellular component: nucleus.
UGCAAGCAACAUGUGAAUGACUUCGUGGAACUCAUUAAAAUCUUACAUCACUUAUAAAAUGUCUUUAUCAAAACCAGAACGCAAACCUCGUUUUAAAGACUGGCUAAUUUACGUUUUGGAUAAAGAACUUUGCAAGGAGGAUGCAAAAUGGAAGGACAGAAAUCAACGAAAAGCAAUAAUUCGAUGGCCACAUAAAUCUAGGGGAACUUGGUCCUUGGAAAAAGAUGCAAAUCUUUUCAAAAUGUGGGCAAUUACUUCGGGGAAAUUUCACGUUGGGAUUGAUCGCCCAAAUCCAAAAUCAUGGAAAUGUAAUUUUAGAAUGAAUCUGAACAUUUGUCGUACAAUUGUUGAACUAAAGGAAGAAAGAAUCGCAAAAGGACCGAAUGCUUGUCGAGUUUUUCAAUUCCAAAAUUGCAGAUCAAGCUUAAACUUCAUCAAUGACUUUUCAAGAAACUUCUGUCCAAGACUUUCACAUAUGGACGAACUUUCAUAUCAGUAUGCAGAAAAUUUACCGAUUACUGUGCAGAACAAUAACCUUUGCAAUUACUCAGACACAGGCAACAUUCGCCAUCAGGUUGAUGAAGACUACCACAGAGUUUAUCAAAGUUUUGAUUUAGAAACAGAUUUAACAGUCAGUCAUACUUUUCAUGUUCAUCAAAGAGAACUUCAACAGCAAACAUAUCAAUGCAAAAGCAUCAACACCUGUUUAAAUGAUGAAGAUUCAAUGGCUAAGACAAUCAACAGCAUGAGCAGCAGUGAGUUGAAAGGAUUAGCCAAUAGAUUUGAAAACAAUCAAGAUAUAUCAACAAUUCUAUGCAUAUUAGAAGAAGACAAUCUUUGACUAUUUUUGGUAUCCAACAAAUAACCUAAAAUAUCUUUUUAAAACAUGUAAUUAUGUAAUUUUUCCAAAACUGUUCGGUCAAAGAAACUUCAUUUUAAGGAUUAUCUCUAAUUGAUCUUAUAUGAAAAUAUUUAAAUCAAAAUAUGUUUAUUUAACCAACACAUGCUUGAUAACUAAUGGUCAACUUUCAUAUGCAAUGCACAAUUUAUUUUUUAAUAAAACUGUAAACAUUAUUGGGUUAAUGUUAACAAUUGACCGAUGAA